Messenger RNA from Stereum hirsutum FP-91666 SS1, 5058 nucleotides. RefSeq lists its product as uncharacterized. The record is from RefSeq and is a predicted model, not a curated record. The transcript has 15 exons. Lineage: Eukaryota; Fungi; Basidiomycota; Agaricomycetes; Russulales; Stereaceae. The coding region runs from base 1 to 4779 and encodes 1592 amino acids.
AUGUCGUGGCCCUCGGUAUACAAUGCCGUUGCGGCCCUCUUGCAUCCAAUCACCAUCCUGCACGACGCUUACCGCAAUCUCACCGUUCCAUUCCCUUUCAACUACUUUUCUGCUGCCAUCAUCUCCUACUUCAAGCUUCCCACUGUACCCCUUCUUGAUGCCCCGGCUACUGUCCUGCUCAUAGACGCAGCACCAGUUUGGCUUGAAUUGGACACACAACCUCACUGGCCCGAGCACCGUUCGAGAGGCAUAUUCGAGGAAGCGAUGGAGUUCAUGCAAGCGGGGCUUGGUAACAUGCAUCUAAGAGACAACAUGGAGUGUAUCGAUUGUGUGUCUGUGUCCGGAGUAAAUGCAUUGACCAUCAUCGUAACAGCGACUAUUUGCGCUCUCCUGCUAGUUGCCUUUGUCUAUGUCAAAAUGCGUAGCACAUCAAACACGUCAUUGUCCCUCGAUGAACUCAUUCGAUGCCAUCUUACGGACACAUCGGCACCAGCCACAGAUUUCUGGUCGCUCAAUUUGGCACAAGCUGCGCACGAUAAAGACGACGAACCCGAGCGCCAUGACACCGACGACGGCAACAAGAGCGACACUGAUGACAGCCACGGUGCCACUCGAUCAUCGAUCGAAGUCAACAUUAACGUUGAUGAUGCCUCGACCUGCGUAGACGCGCUCGCUACUCCUGCAGACAAGACGUCCGCCAUUGACAUGAACACUGGCGAAGGGGCCUACAGCGAAUUCACUCUGACCUCUACUGUUUGCCAACAGAACAAUGUGGAUGUUGACACCUAUAGUGAUAACACAUCGUCGUCUUCGUCACGCUCGGACGCGGUUUCGAACCAUGGGUCAUCUGUUAUGGACGGUUUCGUCGACGCCACCGCCGAACCUAAAAACCCCUUGAGCAACGUGGGCACCCCCGAUGCCGAUGCUGAUGCUGACCUCACGACUUUGCCUGCUUUGGAGACCGUGACAGACACAGUUGCUACCCCUACCACCAAUAAGGCGUUACACGUGGAGGUCAACGUUCCGACCGACGCUGAUGGGUUGGUAGUUGACGCGAAUGAAUGUUUUACACCCCUCGAUCUCUCUUCUCCACAUGAGGACCACCAAGACGCGCUCGCUACUCCUGCGGAUACGGCAUCCGCCUUUGACACGAGUAUCGGUGAAGGGGCCUACAGCGGACCCACUUGGACUUCUACCGUCUGCCAACAGAACAACGUGGAGGUCGCCACCUAUAGUGAUGACACCCCGCUCUCUUCGCCAUGCUCGGAAGCUGCUUCCAGCCAUAGGUCUUCUGUCGUGGACAAUUUCGUCGACACCGCCGCCGAACCUACAACCACCUUGGGCGACGUGCACACCCCCGAUACCGUUGGUAAUGCUGACCUCGUGACUUCGUCUGCGUUGGAGACCGUGACAGACACAGUUGCUUCCCCCACCGCCGAUGGAGUUUUCGACAUGGAGAUCACGGCCAAUGUCGCGACCGACGCUGGCGGGUUGACAGUUGACGCGAAUGAAUCUUUUGCACAGCUCGGUCUCUCUUCUCCACAUGAGGACCAGCGAUCGGACGACAUUACCUUCGGAGCAUACGAUCCACGUCCCAACACAUCUGACGUCGACAACUCUAUCACCUUCGAUGGACACGGUAGCGUUGUCAUUGUCGAUGCACUGUCUGAAAGUAUCCACGAUGAAAUGGCGUGGGAGCUUACCGGCCGAAUUUCGUCCACUUCCGAAGACUCUGAUGUUGUGGACCCCGCUGAUGCUGAAGUGACUUCAGAGCCCGAGCCUGUGGCACCCGGGCAGGAUGUUUUCUCUCUUGACCAUGUCGCCCCCGUCACCGGACCUAUGAAUUCUCUUGAAGCUGAACCGGUUGUUGCACAUAACGCGCAGGAGCCAAAACCCGAUGCGACAUUGGUCCCGGAACCUGCCUCCGAAGUCCAUAGCACUGUCGCCGAGGUGGUCGUUCAGGACGUCUCUUCUGUGGAAUCAAUGUCCGAGCCUGACUGUGAAUGUACUCCUGGACCAAUUCUUGAAGAUGCCUCUCUUCCACUCGAUGGAAACCUGACCGAUGUUCAAUCCUCCGCUGAGAAUGGAGGGUCGACGCUCGAAGCUGUUGACGUUCCCUCACCCUGUGACCUCUCCUCCGACUUUCCCACCUUGGAAGUUUUGACACUGGGUCCGGAAUCCGAGCCUAGUGAAGCCUUGGAAAUCAAUCCAGAGGAUGUCGCUGAUGACGAACCAACUGAAGAGGGCGAUAUUACUGAUAUGCAUUCAUCGGCCAACCAGACACCCAAUCUGUCUUCUUCAGACGUCUCCAUUGAAGAGGCUCAGGACGAGGUUCAGCCUAGCGAAGAAGACUCCCAGGAUGAUGUACUUAUGGAUGAAGCACUUGUUGCGGAGCAGGAUCUGACCGAUAUUGAGCUGGCCUCCUUGGACGAUGUUGAGGAGAAUACGCUCAAUCCUGCGGACCUUCCCCUACCUGCCUCACCUGCAUCCACCCACUCUUCGGAAGAUUGUGUACUCGAGGACACCUCUAUCCCACCACCCUCCCACGAUUCAACGACAGACACUACUGAGACAACGGCCCUGAUCGACACCUCUGAAACGCAGGCCGAUCACUUAACCAUACCCGAGGAUGACCAGAUGUCUGUUUGUGAUGAUACCGUUUCAUCGGAUGCCCUCGCUGACUUAGUGGACUCAACUUUUGCGGAGACUACGAGGCAAUCGGACCCUGUCGAACCAGUUCCUCCCCUCGCAUCCCCCGUUGGACCGGCGCCUUUGUCUCCCCUGGCCACACCUGUCAUCGAAAUUCCUGAGCUUGCCAGGGCCUGUGGUGAGAGUACCGUUCAGGAGGCCUUACAUUCACCCACCACUGCCCCUGAAGAUGCGCCUACUUUGGUUUCUCCGAUCAUCCGUACUGCAGAGCCAAUAUUCGAGGGCGUGUCGCCUCUGGCCUCGCCUGUCGCUGAAACCACCGAAUCGCUCGGGCCGGCCGUGGAAGAUGGUGUUCCGACAUCAUCGCCCGUGCUGUGCGCCGUUUCCGGACAUCCAGCUCUUUCGGUAUCCCCUGUCGUCGAGAUUGCUGCGCUCACCAAGCCCGCCGCCGAGCUCAUCCCGGAACCUUCACCCUCACCCCGUGUUGUUGCCGAGCAGUCUUCAUCCGUGGCUUCACCAAGUAUUGGGGAACCAGAGCUGAUCAGUGAACAAAUCGAGGAUGUUGUUUCUGAAUCCCUGCCUACUACGUGGGCUAUUGCAGAGGACACACCUUCUUUGACGUCUCCAGUCCUCGCCGAUGUCGAACCUACUGAGAGUGUCGUUUUGGAACCCUCCUCGUCUCCGUGUGCCUCGGGAGAGCUUUCACUACCUCCUUUGGUUUCGCCUUCAAUAGAAGCCGCCGAGGUUCUGAGUGGACCCGCCGAGGAAGUUGUUUCCGUGCCAUCGCCUUCACUCCCCGCAGAUACACCCCUUCCGACUUCCCCCGUGCCCCAAAUUAUCCAGGAAGCCAACCAGGUCGCUGACGAGGUCCAUUCGGAAUCUCUGCCUUCGCUGACCACCGUUUCAACCACUCCGCUUGUUGUGGCUUUGCCAGUCGUCGAAACUCCGGAAUUGCUUACUGAAGGCCUCACGUCGGAAUUACCAUCUGUCCAAGCGCCCAUGUCUCCCGCUCUAUCCCCACUCGUCGCGAGCAAUGAGGUGGCUAGUGAACGUACUGAAGAUGAACCAGAAUCUACGCUUCUAACUCCGAUAGCUGCCAUGGUGGACAUCCAAGCACCGGUUUCAGAUUCAUUGGAAUCGUCCUGGAUUACUGUCCCAACAGAGGCAACAACAGAUAGUACCCCGGAUAGCAAGACUCCAUUCACAGACCCGAUGUUGGACGAGCUGAAGAUUUGUGGUGAUACCGAGUCGGUCGUACCUACGGCUACAGAUACGGCGCCUGCUCCCGCAAUGCCGCUGGACGAUCCCACAGCCGCACCGACCAUGGAUGCCCGUGCACUCGAUCUCAUUCAUCCGCUUCAGGUCGAGGAACUUGCUCUGUCAACAUCCCAAUCUGCGACCGGUCCCGAGACUGUUGCCCUUGGAUCUAACGUCUCUACACCCGUCGAAUGCCCGAAGCCGUCCGACUCGGCGGGGUCAGCGUCAGCCUCUCCUGAUCGAAUCCUCUCCCCAGAUGUUCCCACAAUGAGCUCCCCGACUACUGACUGCGCUACGUCGUUCUCUCCUGCGUCUUCUACUUCCUCGUCUUCCAGAGCGUCUUCUGCCUCCUCUUCUGGGGGUUCUUAUUCAUCUUCCUCUACCAAUGGACGUGUUCCCGAGGGUUGGAUCUACACUCAUCGCGCGACGGAGGGCGAUCAAAAAGACCGUAUUUGUACGUCAGCCAUGGGGUGUCCUCGAAUGGAGCAGAGAUCUCCUGAGGAUUGCAGAUUCGGUUUGUGGCACCCGCCUGUUGUCUGCGAGAUGAUAUGCAAGGGGCUUCACUGCAAUAAGGGCGACGUUUGCUCUGAAGAAUUCCGCCAUAAUAUUCCAGAGUCUCUCGCCAAGACUCAGCCACCAAGGACCGUUUGUCCGCACAGGAUGCCAGAAGAAUCGUGUCCGACGUGGCCCAGGUGCCAGUACAGGUCUCACAAGACGUUAGAGGAGUGGCUCGAGGAAUGGGAAGCCUUUGAGAAGGAGGUAUAUCUUUGGGAGAGUGGCGAUCCUGACAGUCACUUGCGGUGGCCAUCCCAACCGAAGAAUAAAAGGAAGCACGCGCGGCAGUCUAAGAGGGCACCGACGACCAGGACGUGAUAUCGUCUAGGUUAUUCAGUGUUGCUCCUUCGUUACUCCGAGUGGAUACUCUGCCAUGUUUGCCCCUGAUUUAGUUCCGUAUACUUCCCUCUUCGAAGUUGAAUCGUACUACUAUUGUUACACCGUUGCUCCAUACGGUCCUUAGGUUGUAGCCUAAUAUGUGCGUGUGGUUCUCUUCUGACCGGAAUGCAAGGAGCACCUCGUUCGCUACGAUGUACAAUUAUAUAUAUUACUUAGUUCGUUGAACUUCAUUGUAAAUAGAAAUCGUUUGAGCUUGUC